This is a messenger RNA of Macrosiphum euphorbiae (potato aphid), 219 nucleotides long. The record is from the annotation of a GenBank genome assembly. Lineage: Eukaryota; Metazoa; Arthropoda; Insecta; Hemiptera; Aphididae.
AUGUCCACGGUGCUGCAACAACCGCCGUCCGGAGGAGCACCACAAUCGUCGCUGCUGCCGCACUUGCACCCUCACGGCCACCACGGCCAUCAUUUGCACCAUAGGCCGACCGCUGAACUACAGGCUGCAGCCCACAACCCGGAUGUGCUGCUCGCACUGCUAGCCCGAAACAAGGCUCUGGAAGGUAAGUCUCGCUAUUGCGGUAUUCGGCUUCGAUAA